Penicillium taxi is the source of this 2775-nucleotide messenger RNA. RefSeq lists its product as uncharacterized. The transcript has a single exon. The record is from RefSeq and is a predicted model, not a curated record. NCBI's taxonomy places the organism in Eukaryota, Fungi, Ascomycota, Eurotiomycetes, Eurotiales, Aspergillaceae. The coding region runs from base 1 to 2775 and encodes 924 amino acids.
AUGACGGUUCCGAUUCCUUUACAAGACGGAAACGCACUCCCCACACCUCCCACACCUUCCGAGUACCUUGCAAAAUGUCUCCAGUCUGCUGGUUAUCCACUGGGAACCAAUUUACAGCCUUCCAAGGGCACACCUACCACUAAAUUCAAGUUUGACCGGGUUGUCUCGAGAUACGUGCUUUGGAAAAUGGAAAGAAAACAGGCCCAUGUACGGCAGUCUCUUCAGACAAUUCUUGGGGCAUACAUAAGACUCAAGGAUUCAUCUCUAUUGCGACAAUCUGAAAAUGAGAGGGAAUCUUUGGAUACGGGACUACUCGAUGUCUUUGAUGCGAGCAAUUACAAGUAUCUGACCGCGCGAGGCUAUGAUGUGGAAGAUAUAGUGGCAUGGGCUUGGAUACUGACAAGCAAGAAUCCCUCCCAGGCGGCUUAUCGGAUGUUCACAUUUGAAGCCGAUUGUACAAAUCGAUAUGGCACCGAUAAACCACGUAUCCCUCCGUUUAUCACUCUAAUGCUUUUGAAAGAAGAGUUUUUGGAUUCUAAUACCUUCAGACUACUACUCAUUCAUUCUCUACAUCUUAUGACUGGCCAACCGCUGACAUGCAUCGAACACCUGGCAAACGUCUCGACAGGUAUUAAAGUACCUACAGGAGACAUCAGCCCCCAAGUUGAUCGGGACACAUGCAUGACGAUGGUUGCUAGAUUGAUUCGGCAGGCACGGGUGGUGUGGCCUGAGGCUUUUCCCAUCAUCGCGCGUGCAUUCUCAGCAUUCUCAACCACCAUCGGUACAAGUGACGAGCCACAAUCGGUCUUACAAAAGCUGAAAGGCGAUCGCUGGAAAGCCAAGAUGUACAAUACUUGUCUCUGGCUGCUUUCACUACCCACAAAUACCCAACCAUAUCGAAACGUUUUCAUCCAACAGCAGGCACAGUUUGAGCUCUUGAAAGCUAUGGCCAUGCACGAGCCGGUGCUUCAUAUCACACGACAAGGCUACCGAGCAGUCGCUGCUCUUCAAGUGGCUCAUAAGAAAACGGCAGCUGAGCGGCAGUCUGCCGAUCUGAAGGCUCCUUCAUGGCCUCCUUGGAAAGAAGAAAAAAUGGGAAUUGAUGCCCACCGUGGCAAUGAAGGCAUGUACAGUCGUGCAAUGAGUGUUUUUUCUCAAAUGAAAGAGGCUGGUUACUCCCACCAGUUGUGGGAGGAAAUGUGUGCUAUUCUGGCUGGCUGGGAUACCGACGGCAGCCCAACGAUACAAACCAGAAGUCUGGUGCCGCGGCCACAGGCUUUAUCUUUUUCACUUGAUCGUAGGCCCGAUCAUUAUUCUGUGUGGGUUGCACGAAUACGUGCCACUCGGACUGUGCGCGAAGCGUGGGCUUGCUUUUUAUCUUACCGGGAUCAAGGCCUUGCCCCCAAGGCUGCCAUCUCUGUUGCGAUGGCCGAGAAAUUGAUAUAUCGCGGAAAAGCGAAGAAGACUGCCUUUGAGGAAUCAAGUUCUGCUUUACCUGGGGACGGCCCCGAAGUUUACUCAGAGCCAUCUUCGGCGCGCGACUUAAUUUAUGUACAAACCGAACCACCCACCUUGGCAGAAUUCCUCGAGGAGAUGGUGUCGCAGAAAGUCCGAUUCUCCGGAAGAUUCUUGGCGCUCCUUCUUGAUACUGCCCCUAGCUUAGCGGCAGGUUUGUUUGACCUACGCAAUAGUAAUUUGACACCGCAUCAGAUCAUGGCGCUGUGCACUAUAUCAAAUCGACCAUCAGACUAUCCAAAGCUCCAUCUCAAAGCACUUGAGAGGCUACGCGACUUCACUUUCGCCUCCUUCAUCAAAUUUCUCUGUACAAUCUCAGACCUGAGCGCUGGCAGUCUCAUGAACAUAAUUUCGAGAUCAAACGACUUACAAAAUCUAGAUCCCUCGACUGGAACAGCGCUGGGUACGGAUCUGUUCGACUUGGGAAGAAACACACAUCAUCCUUUAGCUUUGUGGCAUGCGAUUCAAUUGGUAAAAGGGAGACAACCGCCUUGCCGAGCGGCCUGGUCUCACCUGCUUUUUGCUCUGGGAAAUGCAUCCCUCAAGAUUCAAUUUACUCGAACCCACGCACGUUCCCAUCACAGGUUAAUUGUAUGGCAUGCGACUCUUGUGGUGCUGAGCUGGAUGCGAGAACGAGGCGUCGAACUCGGACCGCAUGGUUUCAGUGUAUUGUGUUUGGCAUUUAGCAAAGCUGUUGAUGCCGGCAUGAGCCACCCGGAAUCUGUCGGUGUAGCUCUUGAGUGGUAUCAGGGACUUUCUAUCAGCAGCGUUCCCAUGGAAAUUGACGGAAGUGACUCAUUCGACAGUAUGGUUGAGAACGGACUCUCGAUUCUGAAGUCCGAGUUUGACCGCAUCAUCCUCCCGGCUGCGAAGAUAUCGAAUGUGGCUAAGCGAGGUGUACCUAUAUCAGAAACAUCUUUAAACAUCCAAUUACCUGCGAUGCUCCAUGUCCCUUCGUUCUCAACACUCCACAACUUUGUCCGGGCUCUUGGGAGAGCAGGAGAUGGAGAUGGCCUGCUGAACCUACUACAAAGGAUGAGCCAAUCGGCUGCCACACUAAACGAGAUAGCCGAGGAACGCUUGAAUGGUGACAUCAUGAUGCGCCGGACCCUGACAGCCCUCCGGGUGUACUUGGAAGAGAUGGAAGAGUCAGUGGAAGGCCGGUCAAACUCUAAAAUACAAGAGGCAGAAGACAUUGUCAGCCGGACAAACGGCUGGGAGUGGCCCAGUGAUGAAGAGGUUGAAGAAUAUCGUUUGUAA